UUCAUUACGUUUUACUCCAAACAAUGCGCAAUGCUAGGCAACAAAAAUGCUGCACACACCAACCCGCCAGUGCCUUUUGUUGUAAGGGUAAAUUUUUUAAUUAUUUAGACCAUUAUAAUAGAAUGCACUGAACAUAUUAUGCACAAAAUACACGACGUGUACCGACGGUGAUUAGGAGAGAUCAGGCACAUUACCUGGCUCGUUUAAUAAAAACGAAUUGCUCUUUGACAAGAACACGAAUAUAACUAGGGCUGACUGCAACCAACCUGAUACAAGUCUGCACAAACUAAAUCGAAAUAUUGAAGACGUGGAAGAACGAUUAAGGGCUUUUAGUUUGGCUCAUGUCACGCCAAAUCUUGUCAAUUUUACUAGAGGAAGUUGUUCUGAGCACCGUAUACGAAUUCCAAGACUGCCAAAAGAAAGAUUUAAUGCUGGAAAACAAUUUAAUAAUUGACUGAUCUUAAGAAUGCUGCCGUCAUGAGCCUGUUUGGUCUCGACUGUUUCGGAAGGUUGAUUGUGGUAUUGGGGGUCCUAGUGGGUGUUGGAUCAGUUGCUUCUGACGGAAGUUGUGGUCUAUGCUGUCCUCCUAUAUCACAAGAGUAUAAAUCUCGUCUGAAAAACGUCAAGUAUCAACCCACCAUUCGAACGUCUGCUCUUGGUAGCGUUUACAGCAAUCUAACGACAAAGACCGUCUCGAGAUGCGCAUCUGCUUGUCUACAUGAUGAUUCCUGCAAGUCGUUCAACUAUUGCGAAGUUGAAAUGCUUUGUCAGCUAAGCGCUGCUGUAAAAUCCGAGAAUCAUACAGCUUUGAAAUCACCAGGCCGAUGUGUUUACUUUGCAGAUAAGGCUCGAGAUGCUUGGAAAGACGCCCCAAGCCAAGUUGCUGGAUCUCUGAAGCACGUGUCAAUCGGUGAGGCAGGAGUUUGGGGCGUUGAUUCCCAAGACAAUAUCCACUACAGGACGUGGUGCGGAUGCUCCUGGACACUGAUUGCCGACGGCAAACUAAAACAGGUGGAUGUUGGUAAGAACGUAGUAUGGGGAGUAAGUUCGCGUGAUUUGAUUUACUAUCGUAAGGUCUCCUCCAGUAAUCCUAGCUUAACAUCUUGGAUUAACGUUGAUGGCCUUUUGAAACAUGUAAGUGUCAGUCAAAAGGGGCAUGUAUGGGGAGUCAAUGUGGGUAACAUGAUCUAUCAUCGCAGAGACGCGAGUGUUGACCGAGUUGCAGGCAGUGCCUGGAUAAAUAUAGCAGGGGGACUUGUACAAGUCUCAAUUGGUAAUGGUGGUGUCUGGGGGGUCAGUGCAGAUAAACGCAUGUUCCAUCGUGAAGGGACUUACGGUGAUCCAGACUCUGACCCAGAUGGCUCGGCCUGGGAACAUGUUCCUUCUGAAAUCUCAUUGAAGUACGUUAGCUCAGGUGACGUCAUAUACGCCAUUCAUACCAAUGACGCAAUCUACUAUCGCGUAGGUACGUCUGCUGACUCUCCGACUGGCACAGCAUGGAAACAGAUUGGCGGGAAUCUCAAACAAAUAGAGUCAGUAUCGAGUAUAUUAUGGGGCGUUGACGCUGAGAAUAAUAUCUAUACAAACGAUACGUAUUAGCCUGAUCAGUUCUGGUUCCCCAAAUUACAACCUCAACUGUACAAUUAAAACAACUGUUCAAAACUCAAUUCGAUGGUGUGAUAACCUAACUAAAAGCAUACAUCCAUUCAUAACAUAUAAUCGAUGCACGAAUACACAGACUAUAAUAAAUGCAAACUGGUAAAGUGAUGCUGCAUUGAUCUAUCGGUAUUUACCACUCAAAGUGCAACUGGUUAAGGUCACUUUGUGUUUAUAAACAGAGGGUGGGAGGGGAGUGGCAAAUCCACUGGUCGUUGAUCAUGGAGGGUGGCGAGUGGUACUAGUUCACUGGUCCCAAGUUCCGGUGUGUACCAACAGCAACAGCAGGGUUUGGUACCUGUCUUCACAUUAAUAGCUCAAAUCACUUGACCAUCGAUUCGCUGAAAGCUGUAUAAAUGCAUUAUAUGCAGCCUGCCAGGCUCCUGGCUAUACAGUAUAGAUAAUGGGUAAUAAAAAGACCGGUCCCACAGGCCCCGAUAACGAGAACGAAAUACGCCACGCUCAUUCAACCAAUCGAGGGCGUGCUUUUUUAUCGUUCCCGUUUUCGUUCUCGUGGUUCCGAUGACCGGAAGAUAUCAGGCGGAUGGGAAAGCCCCCCUUAUUCGGUUUAUUCAAAGACCUUAGUUUAGUACACUUAGUUUACCACAGUUUAGUUAGUUUACCAUGUUUACCACAAUGACCUUAGUGUACCACAGUUUAUGGCUUUAACAAUUAUUUAUCACAUUUGUUGUAAAGUAAAAUAAAAAAGCCAUGACGAUAUAAAGUAACUAUUUUAAACCAUUAAAGAAAAACCGGAGCAAAAGAAUUGAACUUGUAAACCAUUACACUCUAUACAUGUAAAUGGUCGCACGAUUGCGGAUACGAUUGGCAAAAUGGGGUUUCUGAAACAUGUCCGUUCCCAGCUUAUUUUUGUUUCAGUGUUAAAGGUAGUGGACAUUAUUGGUAAUUGUCAAA
Messenger RNA from Asterias rubens (European starfish), 2571 nucleotides. RefSeq names its product lectin L6-like. The transcript is spliced from 3 exons. Bases 478 to 1599 code for a protein of 373 amino acids. The record is from RefSeq and is a predicted model, not a curated record. NCBI's taxonomy places the organism in Eukaryota, Metazoa, Echinodermata, Asteroidea, Forcipulatida, Asteriidae.